Molecule: messenger RNA, 757 nt
Organism: Carlito syrichta (Philippine tarsier)
Lineage: Eukaryota; Metazoa; Chordata; Mammalia; Primates; Tarsiidae
Gene: CUNH1orf185
Product: chromosome unknown C1orf185 homolog
Exons: 5
Coding region: 90-680 (196 amino acids)
Source: RefSeq, a predicted model, not a curated record
CUGGAAAGAAGAGAAUAUUAUAUGUGGACAAAGAACCAGCAAUCUCUAUUCUCUGGAAGAAUUUGUAUAAGAUAAGAAAUACUUGAAUCAUGGCUUUUUUUAAUCACUUAACCUAUUUUUUGGCUGCUGGUGCUAUUAGUUUGGGAAUUGGUUUUUUUGCUUUGGCAUCAGCUUUGUGGUUCCUGAUUUGCAAACGAAGAGAACUAUUUCAAAACUUCAAAUUUAAAGCAACUGAUGAGAGAUGCAGGCAAAGGCCACCAAAGGUGAAGAUUAAAUCUCAGUCUCAGUGUGUUUUUAUUUCUCGAAAUUUUCAUACUGGAGGAUUCCAAUUACAGGAGGAGCAAAGAAAAGAGAAAGCAGCAUGUAUAAAAGCAAUUAAGGAUCACUCUGAAGAUGAAGUCUGCCUUGCAACAAAAAACGUCAUUUGUGACUCCCCAGGAACUAGAUCGGCAACAAAUUGCACCAGUGUUACAUUAAGUUUAUCACCAGUGGCAUCUGACUCUUAUUACAGCCAAAGUAUAGAAGCAGCUGAUGAGUGGUUUUCUGAUGAUUCUCAAGCGGAAAAGAACUCUUCAGUGCCUUUUCUACAGGAACCUCUAAUGGAAAAAGUAUUUUCAUAUCUGUCAACCAUUUCGUUAGAAGAAUGUGCUGAAAAAUGUACUCAAUAUGACACUUUAUAAUGAUCGAAAAGAUGACAGCUUAAUUAAGGACACGUUUGUGAAGUAACACAGAGGUAGAUUGACAAAACCAUCAACAU